CCCCCGACAAAACAACAGCUCGCCCACUUUUCUUUUUGGACUCGGCGUGUGGCUGUCCGCAAAUCAAUGGUGAUGUCAAAUUAAAUCGAAUUGUAUUACGUGACCGUUUAAUUUGUCUUUCGUGUUGACCGAGCGCGGUCGCCACCAGUCUCAGUUGCUGACGCUCCGUUAGCCGUCUUGGCUGCCUGCUAGCUAACGUCGUGCUAGGCGGCGGAGAAAGACGAAGAUGGGCUCCAUCCUGAGUCGCAGAAUCGCCGGGGUUGAAGACAUCGACAUCCAAGCUAACUCGGCCUAUCGUUUCCCACCAAAAUCUGGCAAUUAUUUUGCCAGUCACUUCUUCAUGGGAGGGGAGAAGUUUGACACUCCACAUCCCGAGGGAUACCUUUUUGGGGAGAACAUGGAUUUAAAUUUCCUGGGAAACAGACCAGUGCAGUUCCCCUACAUCACGCCCGCACCCCACGAGCCUGUAAAAACGCUCAGGAGUCUAGUGAACAUUCGGAAGGACUCGUUGCGUUUGGUCAGGUAUAAAGACGACUCCGACACGCCGGUGGAGGAGGGCGGCAAACCAAAGGUCCAGUACGGCGUGGAGUUCACCUUCGACGCAGAUGCUCGGGUGGCCAUCACUCUCUACUGCCAGGCCUUUGAGGAAUUCUCCAAUGGGAUGGCCGUGUACAGCCCGAAGGAUGCAACCAUGGCCUCGGAGACGGUCCACUACAAGAGGGGCGUCAGCCAGCAGUUCUCCAUGCCCUCGUUCAAGAUAGACUUCAGCGAGUGGAGGGAGGAAGAUCUCAACUUUGACCUCGACCGAGGGGUGUUUCCCAUGGUGAUCCAAGCCGUGGUCGACGAAGGGGAUGACUGCCUCGGACAUGCUCAUGUUCUUUUGGCAGCCUUUGAACGACACGUUGAUGGCAGUUUCUCCGUCAAGCCACUGAAGCAAAAGCAAAUUGUGGACCGUGUGAGCUACCUCUUACAGGAGAUCUACGGCAUCGAGAACAAGAACAACCAAGAGACAAAGCCGUCAGACGACGAGAACAGCGACAACAGCAACGAGUGCGUGGUGUGUUUGUCGGACCUGCGGGACACGCUCAUCCUGCCCUGCAGACAUCUGUGCCUCUGCAACUCGUGCGCCGACACCUUGCGCUACCAAGCCAACAACUGUCCCAUCUGCAGACUGCCCUUCAGAGCCUUGUUGCAGAUCCGAGCUGUGCGGAAAAAGCCCGGAGCGCUCUCCCCCGUCUCCUUCAGUCCUGUUCUGGCGCAGACGAUGGACCACGACGAGCACUCUGGCACUGACUCAGUGCCGCCUGGCUUUGAGCCCGUCUCUCUGUUGGAGGCCCUGAACGGGUUGCGGUCCGUGUCGCCCGCCGUCCCCUCGGCGCCCCUCUACGAGGACGUCAACUCUUCGAGCGGCGACGGCGGUCGGCAGCUGAGCUCCCCCGAGCAUCUGAGCGACGGCGGUCUGCAGAAAGGCAAAGUCAGCAAAUCACCUGAUAGCACGCUGAGGUCGCCAUCUUCUCCCAUCCAGGAGGAGGAUGAGGAGAAGCUGUCGGAGAUGUCGGACGCUCAGCCGCACACGCUCCUGUCCAGCAGUCCCGCUCCCACAGACGCCACAGCAACCGAGGACGUAGCAGACUCGCUGUCCCCGGAUGAGGAGGACAGGAUGCACGCCGGCGACAUCCUCCAGGACUGCGGCAGCGAACGCAGCAGCUUGACCAAAACAGAGAGCGACCCUCCGGGCGAACUGUCGUUGCCAGGGUCGUCCGAGUCCACGGAGAGCCUGAAGAGUCAGAGCACAAACUGCUCCAGCCAGCCUCUCCUGUGCCCCGCCGGCAGCUUCCACAGAGAAGACGAGCACCUCCUCCCCUGACGUCCGCGCUUUUUGCCUCCCCGACUCUUCGUUCCGCCUCUCAUCUGGGCCGACGUUCGACGCCAUGCCUUCCUGCCCUCGUUCCGACCACAUAUGGACCUGGUAUCCAGGACAACGCCACACUAGAUCGUUUGUUUGUGUGUGUGUCAAGCCCCGCCCACCCUGUAAGAUGCUGUCUUUAAGCCUCGUGUGUGUAUAGCAGCAUGCGCGUAGAACAACAAUAAAAAGCAAACAGUCAUUAUGUCAAAGGUGUCUGGAGGGGUGCUAUCUUAUUUGGAUUGGAGGUUUUUUUUUUAUGUCAUCAAAUUAGCGCUUAAUUUAUAUGAGGAACCAUAGAGUGGAACCUCCAAAGUAAAACUCAUCAGAAGUUGCACAGUUUGGAGUGCCAUCCAAAAAGGUCUUUGGAAAGUUAUGCGUCACAGAAGUGUAAUAAUGGACGUGAAGAGCAAAAGUGUGAUGAAAACUGUAGAACAGCAAAUGGAUGACAUGGAAACUGGGAAAAGUGUCUGGCUGAUAAUUACAAGAGAAACAAUACGGUUAUUUAAAAAAAAUCAAUAAUGUCCACAAAAUUUCCCAAGCAUAUGCUAAUUUACAUAGCAUUUAGCCGUACAUAAUUUUACUACUGCAAACUUCCCUGUUAAUAAAGGUUUUAUGACGGGAACUGGAUUGAAUUUGUUCACUUUAGCAUCCUAUGGGAGAAAAUAACAUAACCGCGGGUUACCUUUGCUUCUUUCGUCAUCUUUUUUUCGAAGCGGCCUUGUUCCAUUUGCUGCAACUUUCCAACCUGAGCCCGCCUUUACACUGGUGAAAGUUAUCAUUUGUCUUACAGGACUCAAAGUAACGAGUGAGUUUUUAGUACAGAGUUAGAAAAUACAUGACUAACAGCCUCAUGGCAUUUAUAGCAUGUUGAAACUCAGCACAUUACAAUUAGUCAACAAAAGAUUAUUAAGGUAUACGAGGACUGAGCUGAUAUUUUAACUACCCCACCCCCCCACGGUCAUAAAUGAAAUUUCAUCAAAUAUACAGAAAAAUAAAUGAGUAAACUUAAUUUUGGCCUUCCCAUGGCCGGCCGAGGAUCUGAACAAUGAAACUUCCUGUGGACUUUUGGGAUAUUCCCAAUUUUUCAGAGGGGGGAAAUAUGUUAGGCUAACAGGAGUGAGAAAAUUAAAACUAUUGGUUUUUUUUUUGUAAAAGAAACUGAAAGUAUAGUUGCGAUAAAGAUUACUAAGAUAACACGUAAAAAAAAAAAAAACAUUUGUAAAGGAUUUAAAUAUACAUUUUGUGGUAAAGUCUAAGGCAAAACAUGUUUUCCAGUGUUCAAGGUAGUGUAAAUGUAUCUUUCAAAUGUUAUUAAAGAUGUAAUCAUAUCAAUGUGCAGGACACUUUGUUUAAUAAAAAAACAACAACAUUC
Messenger RNA from Phyllopteryx taeniolatus (common seadragon), 3278 nucleotides. RefSeq names its product mahogunin, ring finger 1b (gene mgrn1b). Gene Ontology annotation, cellular component: cytoplasm; nucleus; plasma membrane. NCBI's taxonomy places the organism in Eukaryota, Metazoa, Chordata, Actinopteri, Syngnathiformes, Syngnathidae. Gene Ontology annotation, molecular function: ubiquitin protein ligase activity. Gene Ontology annotation, biological process: negative regulation of G protein-coupled receptor signaling pathway; protein ubiquitination; endosome to lysosome transport. Bases 227 to 1867 code for a protein of 546 amino acids. The record is from RefSeq and is a predicted model, not a curated record. The transcript is spliced from 17 exons.